Symbiodinium natans is the source of this 1059-nucleotide messenger RNA. Lineage: Eukaryota; Dinophyceae; Suessiales; Symbiodiniaceae. The record is from the annotation of a GenBank genome assembly.
AUGCAGGACGAAAGUUCACACCAUCUGCAGCGCUUGGGCUCCGCAGUCUGCAUCAUCGAACUCGAUGUCGAGGGUAUAGUAGGCACAGGUUUUUUGGGAGUCUUCCCGGAGCGCUUUCCGGGUCUGUUGUUCCUCAUCACAUGCCGCCACGUGCUUCCAGACGAGGCUGCUUGCUGCAAUGCCAUCUGCACCUUCGAGGCAGCGGGCCAGCCGGGGCACAGUCUGACACCGUCACCUGCACUCGGCUUUGCUGCGCUGGCCAGUGCCGAUGUCACCAUCGCCCGAAUCUCCUCCGAAGUCGCUGCGGGGCUGCCGAGAAAUCAAGAGCCUCAGGAGGUGGAAACAGUACAAGAGCCACAGCCUGGCGAGGAUUUGGUGCUGCAUGGCUACUGUCGCGGCAGCCUUUUCCGCAAUUUUCAAUGUCGAGUUCUCGCCGUCAAUGAGCAAAUUCUGCGCUACGCGGUGCUCUGCAGCGACUUGCCAGAGAUGGGCGUUUCUGGUAGCCCGUUAACAAACAGAAGAGGUCAAGCAGUGGCUGUGCAUAUGGGCCUGUCUCGCGAAGGCUCAGGCGUGGAAGGAAGAGCAACGCUCCUCCAAGCUGCAGGACUGCCCUCUUCCUUGCAGCGACCAGCACCAUUGCCACGUCGAGUUUGCGUGGCUGGGCGGCGCGGCACGAAUGACAUACUGAACGGCAUCUACGAGGUGACAUACGUUCUAGCGGAUCACCCCGUCUGGGUCAGCACGGCUACAUCAUCGGAAAAAACCCACGAGGCUCGCCGCCUCUUUCUCUACAAAGGCACCAAGAGCAGAGCCUGGACCGUGGGCACUCGCCUUGGAGAUGGCCUCCUUCGAAGCGAAGGUGGCAUGGGCGGUGUUGUUGCACGCCGUGUCGUUGUGGGUGACGGCGAUGACCCCUCCGAGGUGUGUGUGCUGCCCGCUCUCCGGGGCUGGGAGGUCGCAACAGGCAUGGCCGGGGUUCUUCGUCCAGACGGCGAGGUGGUUUUGUCACCCAUGAGCGAGGCCACAUUUGCUCAGGCACGACUUCACUUUUCAGCUUAG